Messenger RNA from Sphaeramia orbicularis (orbiculate cardinalfish), 7468 nucleotides. RefSeq names its product coiled-coil serine-rich protein 2a (gene ccser2a). Bases 539 to 3589 code for a protein of 1016 amino acids. The transcript has 10 exons. Gene Ontology annotation, molecular function: microtubule binding. Lineage: Eukaryota; Metazoa; Chordata; Actinopteri; Kurtiformes; Apogonidae. Gene Ontology annotation, cellular component: microtubule cytoskeleton. The record is from RefSeq and is a predicted model, not a curated record. Gene Ontology annotation, biological process: microtubule bundle formation.
CAGAGGAGGAUGUCGGAAUGAGAAACUGCUUCUAGAAGUCAGACAGGAGGACCGUGAUUGCUCGCUGUGUGUUUACACCCACACUGGCAUCGUUUACACGUCGGUUUCGACAUAUUUAGCUUAUCUUCAGGUCAGUUUUAGCUCGCCUCUUGCUAACACACGGUGUUAUGUCCGUCGGUUUCAUCUUCAGUCGGUGUUGACAUUGUGACAGUGAGUAACGGUGCUUCGGGAUACGUACGGACGGACAUUUCGACUCAGUUUAUGUCUAUAUUGUUAUUAUUUUUCACCCUAAAUGACUUUCGGGUGAUAUUAUUUACAGACUCGAGUCGAAGCUUCAUACCCGAACUUGCCUUACGGUUACUGGCCAUGGGCUAGAGGUUUUGCUUUUCCAGUUCAUCUCAACAUCCAAAGCUGAAAGUGAAAGACUACAUUUUAUUUCUGGUCUGUUUCUUCAGGACACCCUACUGCAAACAUGCUCCAUACCACUUAAUAUAGUUGUGUGUGGCUCCAUACAUUUCCAUGCCUGUGUUGGCAUCUAAUGGAAAAAAAAGCACCUGUCAGGUCUGCCAUGGUAUCCAGACUUCCUAAGUUUGGUGGACGCUCCUCCACUGGUGGCAGUAGCCCCGUCUGCAACGGUUCAACUCAACCAGCCUCCCCUACUCAGGAUGGAAAGACCACUCCUCCAGGAACACGCCCAAAUGGUGUGAUCCGUGCCUCCUCUUUUUCCCUUAAAUGGAAGAAAGAUGAAGGUACUGCAACUACAAGCCCCACAGUCCCUGGGGAUGGAGCUUGUGAAGAUAAGCCUAAGGCUGUUUCAAUAACAAAGGAGGUGAAGAAUUCCUCUCCAGGGACACCCAAGAUGCGGAGGUCGGGUCCUUUGAUGGUUGCCGUUUCUAGCCCAAAGGCAAUCCCUAAGCAGUCCCCCAAGAUGAGUCCAAAAGUAGAGACCAAAUUGGGCCAGAGUCAAAUGAAUGGAUUGUCUAAAGUGGGGCAGAGUGGUUCAAGCAUUCCUAUGUCCCAUCUUGUACGGCCAAGAUUGAGCUCCGGUUCACCUAGAAGCAGCUCACAAGACAGCCUGUCUCAGUCCACUGACAGCCUAAAGACCUUGGCCUUGGACAACAUGGUGCGUUCAAACAGCUUCACCCACUUCAAGCAAAUUCCCUCACCCACCAGCCAGCCUAUGACACGGUCUUUCUCAUUUAAUCGAGCUGUGGAGCUAGCAAAGCCUCUGGCCAACACUCAACUCCGGCCGCCACGAAGCAGUUUCCUUAAACCACCGCAGCUUAGCAAUGGCAGAGUAGGUUUAGGGCUGGGAGGGUUCAAUGGAAGCCUUGGAGGUUCAGGGGGUCUUGGUGGAGGCCUUGGAGGACUGCAGUACAGCAGAACAACUCCAACUGCUUCCUCUCUACCCACUCUCACAACCCCGUCAGCACCAUCGACUCCCAGCUCUCUGAAGAAGCCACUGCUCCCUAAUUGUGUGCUGACCAAGUCACUGGGCAGUAAUGGAGGGUCUUCAGGAUACAGGUUACCUCGAACUGGACAGAAGCCUCUUUUCCCAGGUCGAGUGAAAGGGGACGUCAAACCUGUUGCUGCCCCUGAAAGUGGCAGUCUCUUAGGCAUAGCAGUAGACACUGAGCUGACUGGUGAAGCUGAAAAAGCAGACUUGCGCUGUGACAGUGACGGGAGCUCUGGAGAUGGAGGUGGAAAAGGAGAAAGAAAAGGCAUGUUUAAACAGAACUCAUGUCAGACAGCUGCGGAGACUCUGGAGGACAUGUCCUUAUCUUCUGCCUCAUCUUUAGACAGAGGCGACACCAGUGAAGAGUUUCUGGAUGACUUUGACAGCACAGGUGAUGUGCUUAGUGAUGGGGACAUACCUGACAACAGCAACACUGAUGGUGUCACCAAAACCCGCCUACAGAGCUUUCUGAAUGAGACCAUAGACUGGGCUAGUAUUGACAUGGCAGGGCAUAAAGAAGACAGCCCAAUGCAUGAGUCUUGCGGAUCCAUGACUAGUCAUAUGCCCUUGGAGUCAUCUGUGGAGCUUUCUCCUUCUAACAGCUCUGGUGGAACCUAUAUGUGGGAUGAGGAGGGUCUGGAGCCUCUUGGAGGGCAUGGGACACAUCCAUGUGGUAGUUACGAUGACUCAGAGCUCAACAGCUUGGAUAUCCUGAACAACUUGGACCCUCUGGGAACCGGAGAUCUGGAUGAAGAUGACCUCAUGCUGGACGUGGACCUGCCAGAGGAUGGCUUGCAUGACACUGACAGGAUGUCUCAUGUGGAACGCUCAGACAGGUCUGGUCGCCAGGGGCAGCGGCGUAAACAGCACCGCUGGAGUGCACCAGACAACUUCCACAAUAAUAGCAGGAUGCACGGCUUCCAACACUACGAUGGCCUUAAGGCUCCCAGGAUCUCCUCAAGACCUAUGGCCCCUGAAGGCAGGCAGCAUGGCUACAUAGCGAUGCUGGAUGAACUCACCCUCGAACACAUGUCCCAGGACUGCAGCUCUCUCAAGAAUCAGCUGCUCAGGCUCAAAACCUUGCUGCAGUUCGAGGAUGCAGGCUCUCAAGGUGAUGUUGCUCAGGAGACUGAAGACAAUACCACUGCACUACAGCUGGAGGAGCUGAUUAAGGAAGUGCAAGUGCUCCGGGAGGAGCUGAGGAAUCGAGACAAAACUAUUGCUCAACUCACAGUGCAGUGUCAACAGCUACAACAACAACAUCAGCAGGAACAAAUGCCUACUCAAGGACGGCAGGACAGGUGUCAGUGCCACCACCAGAGGGCCCCCUCCUCACUACGACACAGUGGCAGACCGAUGGACAAACGGAUGCAGCAGCACUAUGACAAGGCCACCCAGACAUACUGGAGACCACCCAGUCAUACUCCUCAAAUACUUCAGCCUUUCAUCCCCUGCCUCAACGAGCACCACCACCAGGGAAGACUAGCAAGAACUCCCCCCACAGAGGGCCACAGUGACCUCAUCAGGAGUUCAGAGGAAGGAGCCCACAUCCCCGCUCACCAUGCUCUUGAAGGCCUCGUGGCAGAUGUGUGUGGUCCGGACCCUGACUUGCUGAGUCAUCUCCUCAGUACCCACCUUCACUGCCCAGACUCUGUGAUUCCACGGGGGGUAACUGUCAGAGACGGUCCAGCAUCGGCGGCACAGCAUGAGCGGAGAGUCCCUGCUGUGACUCUGCACAACACUGCCACCCCAGGACCUGCUGGUGUGACCUGCCCUCGCAUGCUGCAACCUGCUCACUUCCACAAGCGUGUGUCUCUCCCUGUACUUAAGCCAGGGGGCGCCGGUGGGUCUGCUUCCCUGAAGCCACAGCGCUCCUCUGGACCUCUGGCUUACCGGACCAAGCAGCUGCCCCCUCCGUCAAGAGGCCUUCCCUGCUUUAAUGCCGGACCCCAGGUGCAAGCUCCAAGUCUGUGUCGCACUUCACUGCUUCAACCUCGCAGAGCAUCCGAGCCUUACAGGGAUUUACAGAGCAUCAACUCCAGCCUGGAGGAACCCAACCAGGGCAUGCUCAGAGACCCUGGAACAGCCAAGAUCCCAAGUCGCUCAUGCCUCCCCAAGCCAAAGAUUCCUUGAGGAGCUUAGUACUCACACAUCAAGACUUAAAACUGGAAUUACACUAAUCUGACAUUGACAUUCAUUAUCUUCCCCUCUUUACCUAUGAUUUCAGAGUGAUUAUUUUACCUUUACUUAUGUUUCCAACGUCAAACAAAUAUACACUGAUAUCAUGAACCCAUAUGGACUAUUCAGGGAUUGGUAUUAUGACUGCUGUAUUGUUUUAGGUUUUACAACUCCAGUAUGUAGCAGGAUCUUGUCUUUACCUAACUCCUUAAUGUUAACCGAGAGCCCGUAUUGUCCUUCAGCCAGCUUUUUCAAACUAAAGAGGUUUUUUUAAAAUGAAAUUGCAAAAUGUCAUAUGAUCUUUGCAAAUACUGCUGAGUAAAGAAGACGAAGUGUUAGCAUUUUUCUGCUUUUGUUAUACCCGAUGGGUAUUACUGCACCAUAUAUAAAGUCUUCACGCGGCUGUGCCCUCUUGACACACAGGUGCAUAUAGUUUUAAACAAAGAGGCGACAUGGAUAUGACCUUUGCUGUGUAAAAGAAAGCCCGAGGGAAGUUGGAGGCAAAAACAAGAAGUAGGGAAGAAAGAAAAAAACAUGAUGAAAGAACUACAAAAGGCAGAACAGUGUAGAAAAACUCAAAAGCAAAUUCGUCAAAGCUCACCAAAGCUGUCACAUCCACGAUGAAAAUAUGGGUUUGUGUAAAUGUGUGUCUUGAAAUUUAAGUUAGAAAUAAGAGGGACAAAGAAAAAAGGUACCGAGCUCCUCUGAGUUCAGUUCACUCCAGUAUGUACCCACGUUUGCAAAAGGGGUCACAGGUCUUCUUUGUAAGAUUUAACAAAAUAGCCUCAGUAAAAGCCAAAAACACAGGCACACAGAAAAAAAUCCUGAAGUAUAUUGAGUUCUCUGCUUAUGUUGGAGGUACAAUCAGGGCAAAAAGUGACCAAGCGAUCAAUUAUUGUUUAUAAUGCGGCAGAAAAAUAAGCAUAAAACAACUCCUACACUUUAGUGUGCUCAGGUACAUGUGAGAUCCAGUCCACGUAAAUACACCAAGUACUCUGACACUGCAUCUGUUGUUUUCAGGUGUAUUUUUUUCAUGCUCCCAAAAGAAAAUAGUUAAGAGCAACAAGAAAGAUUGAAGGAGAGUGUGGAAAUGGUAUCCAGCAAUGCUAAUUAAGCUAAUUAGCCUAAUGUUCUUAUGAUGUGACACACUGGUUGUAUAAGGAAAAGUCACCUGUUUCCUAUGCAAAUACAAGUUUCUGCAAAAAGAAAAACAGUUAAAGUCAGUUACACUCAUUUAAAAUUAGUUUAUGCCUCAUUAGACAACAUUACCGCAUUGUCAAAAUGAUUUUAGAAGUUAAACUCAGGUCAGGAAGGUAACACUUUAUUUAACAAAAAAGAGCUUGGACUCAAUUAAAUAACUUAUUAGACGGAGAUUUCAGUGAUGAGCAGUCCUUUGAACUAUCUCCCUCAAAAAAAACAUCCCCUUACUGAACUUCAUUAGAUGUGUGAAGUACUUGCUCAUUGUGUGUGUGUGUGUGUGUGUGUGUAUGUGUGUGUGUUUCAGAGUCUAAGCUGUCAUUUUUUCCCCGUCUUGUCUCUCUCCUCCUCUUGCUCUCUUGCACAUCUCUUUGGGAACAUCAAAGGUAUUAGCGCGGUAUUUUCAGGUAGGGAGCCUUCGGGGCUUUAGUGGUGUUUCUGUGGGAGUUUUUUGAGAAUUGUGUUUAUCUCUCCUUCGCGGAGCCCUUUUUGCAGUCAGACGCUCCCAAAGUGUCCCCAAACGGAGAGCAGCAGUGUGUUAAAAAGGCCUUCUGACAGCAACUCUGCUCUCUUCUCUGUCACGCCGCGUGACCGCUUGGUGUACGCCUCUGGCACUGUCCGGUCUACUGCGUCCAAUAAUGCACCCUACAUAGACAGAGUGAGACAGAGAGAGCUACACUUGAGGACACACAACAUAUAUAGACACACAUAUACAACUGCUCUGACACAAAUUAGAAACUCACACACACAUCAGCUCACACGUCCAGGCACAGUUCACCUCCAUACACACAAAUAAUAAAGUGCAUAAAAGUUUGUUUUUGGUGUUGAGAUCUGCUGUGAAUUACAGUAUAAUACAAGAUAGAUAUUUUCAGAUACACAUUGAUCCAUCUGUCUGCUGUAGACAAAAAAUAGACACUGAAAGAUAGACAGUGAAAGGAUAUGUGUGUAUGAAUUCAGAAGGCUGAUGAAACAUGUUUACCUUUUGGACGGUUCAAUAAUGUGCCAAAGCAACCAAACAUCUAUAUAUAUAUUGGGAGGAUGGGAAGGCUGCAGUGAGAUAAUGGGGCAGAGCAGGUGUGGAAAAACAAGAGAUGUAGUGAUGAAAUCAAGAUGAACUGUUUUUUGGCAGGCUUGUCUGGUUGGGAAUGUUUGUCCGUAAAAUGUCACGAAGGUGUGUACAGGAGAGAGAAAGAAAGAAGAAAAGAAAGCAUAGCAUGUUUGUUUGUAUGUGCUGUGGUCCAGAGACCAGCCCAAUCCUCUCUGCUGUGUCACUCACUGCUUAGUAAUGCCAAACAGGAAAUCAAUGUUGCCCGCUGUGUGUGUAUACAUCUGUGUGUGUCUCCAGACACCUCUGGCGGCCAGUGUUUCUCUCUUGGAAGACCGUGUGUUUGUGUGUGUUUGUUUGUGUGGAUGAGAGACGUGCCCACAGGCCAAAGGUAAACCCAUGCCAGGGAAAGCAGGCCAGUGCCAUCCUUCUCUCCCUGUGCUGUGUUCCCUAUCUCCAAAUCAAUGUCUCUGCUCAGUUUAGCACUCAAGCCAAUCCAUCUUGCUAGCUAUGCUAUAACAAAACCACAACAGGGCUGAAAAGUCUCUGCAGCAGCCUGGAUCAAUUCUAAUGCAGGGUCUUGAUUCUAACAAAUUGUAAAGCUGCACUGCACAACAGGAAACUUACCAAAGGGGGCCAUGUUUUGUGUAAUCUUAAUUUGGCAAAAACAGGACUGCAGUUUGGCACCCGGUACACAUUAUCUAUCUAUACAAAUAUUGGAUUGCAGCAGAAUGGAUGUGGACAUAUGGAUACUGAGAGACAAUACGUAUCAUGGUAUAACAUACUGGCUGCUCAGUUUAACAACACACUCAAUGGGCUUUUGUUGUACUUUUCUCAUCAGCCACAACAGUGUUAAAGUUGCUUCACAUGGAAGUUUCAAGUGCUAGCUGUGUGUAGAUGUUCACAUGUCCUCUGAUUAUAUCUAAGGUCACUGUAUUUAUCACUACAUAAUCUACAAUAUAGCUGCUUUAAGCUGUUCAGAACUGUCUCCAGUACACUGUGCAAUAUUAGCUAAAAAAGAAGAAAAGGGUUGUGGGGGUGCUAUCUUAUAUUUUUGUGACCUAUUAUGCAAAUGAAAAAGCAAAUGCUUUUGACAAAUUCUAAUCUAAAAGCACUUUAAAUGAUGCUAGUUUUUGAUGCUGAAUGAACAGACUGUAGAGUUCAUUUAGUUUAACAAUAUCAGUCUUGAUUUCUUUCUUUUUUCUGGUGUGUUUGCAGCAGUUAUAUUAUACUUCUAGGAAACCUAGUGAGACAGUAAUAAACCUGCACCAAAAUCCGAUGACUAUUGUUUGAGCAACUUUUCUUUGUUAGUGAAUGAAGUAUUUACUCCUUAAAUGUUUUGAGUUUCCACUGUGUUGUCAUGUAAAAUGUGUAGGUCAGUGAUGAAAUGUUAAAAACACGACAGCAGUGGGUGGUUUUGCACUGCUGGAAAAAAUGUUGACAGUCACUGCUUGUCACUGAUUUGGAUCAUAGACCUCUACCAGCUCUUAGACACAAACACACAGCUGCUGGUCUCAGUUUAUUUUGUUUCCUUUAUUUUCAAUGUCAACUGGUUGUCUUUCUGUGGAAAUAAAUCAUGAUUGUGAAACAAA